Messenger RNA from Venustampulla echinocandica, 963 nucleotides. RefSeq names its product Ribosomal protein S5 2-like protein. The record is from RefSeq and is a predicted model, not a curated record. Lineage: Eukaryota; Fungi; Ascomycota; Leotiomycetes; Helotiales; Pleuroascaceae. The transcript has 2 exons. Gene Ontology annotation, biological process: U4 snRNA 3'-end processing; nuclear mRNA surveillance; rRNA catabolic process. The coding region runs from base 1 to 963 and encodes 320 amino acids. Gene Ontology annotation, cellular component: cytoplasmic exosome (RNase complex); nuclear exosome (RNase complex); nucleolus.
AUGUCGGACAGAAGGAGGAUCAAUGGGCCAUCUGGUGGAACCAGUGCCCCAAUAUACUCGAAAUAUCUUGCGAAAGACGCGAAAAAGUCACCAGAGAGACCCACGAGAACAAGAGAACCUAAUGUUCUCAGGAAAAUGUUUCUCAAAACAGGAGUUACGCCUUCAGCGUCAGGAUCCGCGUACCUCGAACUCGAAGCAUCAAAAAAUCCCAAUUCCACCGCACCAGGCCUAGCAUCCCUUUCUACCUCUGGCCUGAAACUCACCUGCACCGUCCAUGGCCCACGACCCUUACCAAAAUCUGCACCUUUCUCCCCACAUAUAAUCCUUACAACACAUGUGAAGUAUGCUCCGUUUGCUACGAGGAAGAGACGAGGCUACCUUCGGGACUCGACUGAGCGAGAUCUUGGAGUGCACCUUGAGACGGCGUUAAGAGGAGUAAUUAUUGGUGACCGAUGGCCGAAGAGCGGAGUGGAAGUCAUCAUCACAAUCCUGGAGGGCGAGGAAGAUCAAUGGUGGGGCGAUGAUAUUGGAGGGGCAGUUACAAGCGCAGCAGAGUGGGGAAUGAUGAGUGUGCUUAGUGGGUGUAUAACGGUUGCCUCUGCUGCAAUUGCAGAUGCUGGUAUUGACUGUGUGGAUGUUGUGGCAGGUGGGGUCGCAGCGGCUGUCAAGGGAACUGGAACUGGUGGAGAUACAUCUGCGCCGAUGGUGGUUCUUGACCCUGUUCCCUCUGAGCACAAGGACAUAAUAGCUGCUUGUAUAGUGGGCUAUCUCCCUGGUCGAGAUGAGAUUACAGAUCUUUGGGUCAAGGGAGAAAUAGGGAAGGAUAACCUGACUCGAAACUCAGUACCGGGUUCGUCAUAUGAGGAGCUGGCAGACAACGCUGUACAGGCUGCUCUGGGAGCGCAUCGGGUUCUUAUUGCCGCGUUAAAAGAGACCACAGAGGUUAAGAUGGGACGGUUAUGA